Eruca vesicaria subsp. sativa (arugula) is the source of this 249-nucleotide messenger RNA. The record is from the annotation of a GenBank genome assembly. NCBI's taxonomy places the organism in Eukaryota, Viridiplantae, Streptophyta, Magnoliopsida, Brassicales, Brassicaceae.
AUGAGCGGAGAGCAACAAACAAACAAACGCAGAUCUCCUAAUGAGCGGAGAAUCACAAAGCUUCUGGAAGAACUUAGGAGACACUGUAUGACAACAUCCAAGAAAGUUUGGGUGGGAAAACCUAAAGGUAAGAAGACGAGGAAGACUUCACAAGUUUGGGAGAACGUGUGGUCUUGGUCUAAUUUGUGCUUCGACGUACAACUUCUGUCUUCUGGUGCUGCAUUUCCAAUGGUCCAGCAUGGUUUCUAA